AUGAGAAUUAUGAAAGAAACCUGAUUUUUGGCAGAAGAUAGCAGACUAAGAGCUGAGACCUGUGAUUAUUGCAGUAGUGAACUCCAGAUAGGCUACAUAACCAUUUGGACUAUGAACUGCAGGAAUUAUCAUUUAUGGUGCUUUAAGCCAGAACAACAGCAAUAUAUCUAUGAAAGUGAUCUUACAAUCAGGCUAACUCCUCAGAACCAAUACAUUUUAUCUUGCUGAUUGGAAACAUGGAAUGAAAAAUUCUUACCAAAAUACAAACCAUUCGAUAAACCGCCAAAAAUAGUAAAAACUUUGAAUUCACAGCUCCCCAAUUUAAAGCGAGCUUGAACAGAAAUUUUAAAAUUCAUUGAUCCAUUCGAAACUCUAAAUAUCAUUGCUCUAGUGUCAAAGUCCUUUUAUGAGCUUGCAUGAAAUGAUGAAUUAUGAUGUUUUUAUUGCUCCCAAGACUAUGGAAUUCACUCUUCUACAACUUCAUGGAAAAAUUGCUAUGCUCUGCUUUCAUUAGAAACUUGUGUGGGGUGUAGAAAAUAUUUUAGCAAUGAGUCGUUUUAUCGAUGUCCUUUUUUGAAAAAACCUAUUUGUAGUGACUGCCGUAAUAAUAAACCUAAGUACAAACUUUAUAGUAAAAAAGAAAUUUUUCAAAAAUAUGGGAUAAACCCAAUUUUUCUAAAUUUGAAUUUUGCAAGGGCUUAUCCUAAUCGAGUGGUCACUUAUCAAUUUAUGGCUGAAAAAGCGAUUUGACAAUAUCGACGAGAAAAUAAAAGAAAAUUAUUGGAAAUUUUACAAAGAAAUUUUAAACUUGAAACUUAUGAAUACGUUGAAAAUUUAGACAUUUUCAAUAUGGAAAUAGAAGUCGAAAACAUAGAUAAGGUAAAGAAAAAGGCGUUUAAUUAUGUCCGCUCUAGAGCUGGAAAAGAUAAAAUGCUGAAAGUGAUAAUUAAAUAUGCAAAGUAA
Messenger RNA from Blepharisma stoltei, 963 nucleotides. The record is from the annotation of a GenBank genome assembly. NCBI's taxonomy places the organism in Eukaryota, Ciliophora, Heterotrichea, Heterotrichida, Blepharismidae.